Molecule: messenger RNA, 543 nt
Organism: Parastagonospora nodorum SN15
Lineage: Eukaryota; Fungi; Ascomycota; Dothideomycetes; Pleosporales; Phaeosphaeriaceae
Exons: 2
Coding region: 1-543 (180 amino acids)
Source: RefSeq, a predicted model, not a curated record
AUGCAUUUCCAAUCCCUCACCAUCCUCUCCCUCGCCGCCUUCGCCGUCGCGCUUCCCGCAUCCCUCCAAACCCGCCAAGCCGGCGUCCUCCAAGCAACAACCUUCAACGACAUCUCCAUCGCCGGCGGCCAGGCUGGCAACGCCGAGGAAGAAGCCGCCGCCGCCUUCUCCGCGCUCGACCUCACCGACCCCGCAAGCGUCUCCAAAGCAGACCAAGAUUUCCUGAACGAAGUAAACCAAGUCGCCAACGACGCGGAGAAAGAAGCAUUCAAUCCCGCAGUGGAGGCGGCGACGGGUACUGCGGCGGAGGCUGCUCAGAAUUCGAGUGCUGAUGCGUGUGUGCAGAACGGCAAGAUCAAGAACAAGGUGCUCAAGCUGAUGGCGACGGUCAUCAAGCUCGAGGCGCAGCAGGCGCAGGGCGAGGAUGUGGCGGCGAAACUGGCCGAGGAGACGAAGAAGCUGGAUAACAAUAUCGCGACGGAUAAGGCGAAUGCGGGGCAGGCGAGUACGGCGGUACCGUUUGAUGCGGCGAUUGCUGCGUAG